Molecule: messenger RNA, 1482 nt
Organism: Spizellomyces punctatus DAOM BR117
Lineage: Eukaryota; Fungi; Chytridiomycota; Chytridiomycetes; Spizellomycetales; Spizellomycetaceae
Product: thioesterase
Exons: 6
Coding region: 1-1443 (480 amino acids)
Source: RefSeq, a predicted model, not a curated record
AUGUUGACAUCUGUAGAGAUGCCGAUUCAAGUGUAUCAUAGCCAUUUUAAGACCAAAGCCGUUAGCUUUCCUCCUACCAUUUCUCCUACUUUACCUCCCGAAUCAACCGAUCAUCUCCGAAUAUUUUUGAUCCAGUCAGCUCAUGGGCUUUAUGCAUCGUCAGGAGGCUAUCGAGCCAAUAUCGCGCUAGCUCGCGCAAUGCGAUCGCGAGGACAUGUCAUUAAAAUGCUUGCAUCUGUAUACGCCAACGAGGUCGCUACCAUCCCUCAUACUCGGACAGUCGAGAAAUUCGGCCACAGGGUGAUUCCCGUGUAUCGCUUCUGGUAUGGGCAAAUUGACGUUGUCGCAUUGGAUGCGGAUGAGUGUCGGGAAGCUUUCAAUCGGUCCAAAGAGGUGACUGAAAUGAUGGAGUCUUGGCUGGAGAAUGAAAAGGACGUUCCACUCCUCACCGCAAGACAAGAAUUCGUGGCAAAGGAAGUCGCCUCCUUUCAUCCAUCCCACGUAAUCAUGAACGAUUACUGUUCCCUCAAAGCUAUUCUUGAGGCACGCAUUCCGCCAUGCACCAAAAUCUUUAUCGUCCAUGAUGCAGAGGACCUUCCCUUUGGACCGUUUGCUCGAGGACAGCCGUGUUUUGACGGGUACACGAUCAAAACAUCCUACCGUCGCCUUCAACACGUCGAUGGCCUGUGGGCCGUCAGUAAUGCCGUUGCAGAUUACUUUGCAAACUACGGUAAACUAACAUGCAGGAUCUUACCGAACCAUCCUCUCAUUUACGGUGACGACGUCCAUUCACUGCCGUUUUACCAAAACUUUGACAAGCCGUAUAUUUGUGCAAUUAAUCCUGGUUAUCUGAAAGGAUUCCCGAUUGUCAAAGCAAUUAUGGAACGGAUGCCUGAAAAUCAGUUUUUGAUUGUUAAAUCUUGGAACAUAUUGUGGAAUCCGUUUGUGUUGGAAGAGUUUGAAAAGAUGGAGAAUGCCAUCUUGAUGGAUCCAGUUAGCGACAUGGAAAGUCUCUGGCCGCAAGUCAAAGUUCUCUUAGUCCCAAGCCUCUGGUAUGAAGCCUUCGGUCUUGUCGUAAUUGAAGCUCUUCUCCGCGGGAUUCCUGUCCUGUCUUCGAACGCGGGCGGCUUGAUUGAGGCCCACCUCGGCGUUCCCUACGUUGUCCCCACCAACAACAUCACUGGAGAACGCGAAACAGACCAAGAACUCGUAAAACGACAGGGUACGGACUACAAAAUUCCGCAAAAUUCCGCUGAUCCUUGGGUCCGUAUCCUUCGCAGUCUCAUGCAUGAUCAGGAAUUGUACGAACGGAUCCGCUUGCAAAGCCGGAUCGCUGCUGUUGCAUAUGUCAAGGGAUUGGAUUCGCAGAUGUAUGAGGAUUAUAUGAAGAGUUUGGAGCAGGUACAGCGAGCAAGGGUUGGAAAGAACCAUCUGGUGGGAUAAUGACAAAGACUUGGCUGUGGCUGUUGAAUAUAUGCUGUG